AUGGGUAGAAAACCUUGCUGCUCCAAAGAAGGAUUGAACAGAGGAGCUUGGAGUGCUAUUGAGGACCAGAUUCUGAUAGAUUACAUCAAAACCAACGGUGAAGGCAAAUGGGGAAAUAUUCCCAAGAAAGCUGGCUUAAAGAGAUGUGGAAAGAGUUGCAGGCUUAGAUGGUUAAACUAUUUGAGACCUGAUAUCAAGAGGGGUAACAUAUCUCAAGAAGAAGAGGAUCUUAUCAUUAGACUUCACAAGUUGCUAGGCAACAGAUGGUCACUGAUAGCAGGGAGAAUUCCGGGGCGAACAGACAAUGAAAUAAAAAAUUACUGGAACUCAACCUUAGGAAAGAAGGUUAAAGCUGAACAGGCAAAGCAAUCCAAGGACGAAUUGGAGAAAGGCAAGAUACAGCCAUUGGCUGAAACCCCACAAUCCACUGCACUUAGGACCAAGGCAUCCAAGUGCUCAACAUGUUUAGUCACCCAGGAGGCAUAUAAAGCUGAAAUCAUUAACGCAGACCUGGUGCAUGAAGCCAGAUUGGAAUCCCCAAAGAGUGGGGGAACAGUACUGUCUACAACUUCCGAGGAAGCUCAUUCAGUAAACUCAGCGUUGGAGUUUGAUAUAGGGGAGCUUUUGGCGUCUGAUAUCUCAGAGUCAGAGUUUUGGAACUACUGUCAGGUUAAUAAAAAUAGCAUGGAAGAAGGUGAAAGCAGCGGUGUUGCUAGAAACAUGUGGCUUUCUUCAGACCAGCAUCUUCAAUUUUCUGAGGAAAUGCUGACAGACUGGAUAAGAGAUGAUAUAUAG
Molecule: messenger RNA, 795 nt
Organism: Theobroma umbraticum
Lineage: Eukaryota; Viridiplantae; Streptophyta; Magnoliopsida; Malvales; Malvaceae
Source: RefSeq, a predicted model, not a curated record